UCAUCUCAGAAAAAUCAUUCCAAUAGUCAUGCAACUCUUUGCACGAGUCUAUCCAUGAUUCAUGUAACUUGGCAUUUGGCAUACAACUAUUUCACCGAAUGUUCUCGAGGAUUAUUCUAAAGCAUCAAGCAACGAUCUCCAAGGUUUUCAGGAAAACUAUUCGAGGUGGGAGUGCAAAAAGUGCAGUUUGAGAUUCAUCAAGCAGCCCAAGUUUAUAAAAUUUUGCAACAAUUCUUCAACUAAAUUUUGGAAAAUUUUCUUCCAAAUACUGGAAACAAUCGCCAUCUUUGUCCAGAGUUUUGACAUACUGCUAUAUAAGACCAAGCUUGAUGUGAAGUGGUGGUAGCAGAUAUUUCGAAGGAUCGAUCAAUGAUCUUGCUCGAGUGAGCUAUUGGAAUAGGAGCAUAUGUGUUUCUGGUGUGGAGUAGAACGGCUUUGAGACUUCUUUUUGACGAAUCAAUGAAAAGUCGCCGCUCUUCGUUUUUGUAUACGGUCUGUCUGAAUAUAUCCAUCAAGCCUUUCACAUUUGAACAGUGCACCAAUGAAUUCUCUUCGUCAUUUGUGAAGAAUUGCCGAAACUCCUUCUUCCUGUCACGAUAAAAGGCAUGGAUUCAAGAAAGUUGGGGUCGAUCAGAGGCAUCCCAAUGAGAUGCGGAGGGCUGCAUAUCGGAUUGGAUUGAGAGUCUGGACCGCUGGCUGAGAAGCUGAGUACCAACAUGGGACGGCUAAUUUCAUUCUGGAGCAAAUGAUGUAUUUAUACAUUGAGAUAAGUAUACAAUACAUUGAGCGAGGUGUAACCCUGAUAAAUAUUAUCCACAUAUUGCAGUGGAUGAGAUUCUUUUCAUCAAUUUUCUGAAGUUUGACAGGUUUGGGAGGUGAAAGUUCCAGUCCCCGAGUUUUGGUUGGUGAUUUAUAUUUAUCCAUUUGUAUAUUAAUUUAUUUGAUUUUCCCAACAGAAUAUACAACGACGCGAUCGGCAUUGCCUCGGUGAAUCCACUUGAUUAGGCAGAUAGUGAUGAAUCGUCGCACUGCCGGAUAUUGUGAAGAGAAAUUGCAGGGGACGGAAGGUACAUCGCGGAUGAGUCGUUCAAUUUGGUUACAUUUGGAGGGAUCACGGUUUUAAUGAAAUGAUCGGCAUAGGUUCAAAUAAUGAAAAGAGCCUAAUUAAAAUUAUAUUUUCCGGGCAUGGAUUCAAGAAAGUUGGGGUCGAUCAGAGGCAUCCCAAUGUGAUGCGGAGGGCUGUGUAUUGGAUUGGAUCGAGAGUUUGGAACGCUGACUGAGAAGCUGAGUACAAACAUGGGAAGGCUCAUUUCAUUCUGGAGCAAAUGGUGUAUUUAUACAUUGGAAUAAAUGAAGUGGGGUGUAACCCUGAUGAAUAUCAUCCACAUAUUGCAGUGGAUGAUUUUCUUCUAUAUUCUUUUAAUCAAUUUUCUGAGGUAUGACAGGUAUGAAAACACCAUGACGCGAUCGACAUUGCCUCGGUGAAUCCACUAGAUUGGACAGAAAGCGAUGACUCGUCGCAUUGCAGAAUAUUGUGAAGAGAAAUUGAAGGGGGCGGAGUGUACGUCGUGGAUGCGUCGUAUUCGAUUUGGCUGCAUUCAGAGCGCACACGAUUUUAGUGAGAUGAUCAGCAUAGGUUCAAAUAAUAAAAGAACCUAAUUAUAAUUGUUUAUUCCGAAACAAGUCAAGAUGACGAGUAUAGUAACAAAUUUCGUCCACGGUUACAGGGACGCGAUGGACAACAAGUCCGAUCCGAGAGUAAAGGAUUGGGCGAUGAUGAGCAGUCCGAUCCCGACAGCCCUGAUAUGCCUUUCGUACGUCUACUUCAGCAAAAAUUUGGGCCCGAGACUGAUGGAAAACAGGAAACCUUUCAGUCUCAAAGGUGUGCUCAUCGUAUACAAUCUCGUACAGACUCUCUUCUCUUCGUGGAUCUUUUACGAAUACAUGAUGAGCGGCUGGGCGAGAGGUUACAGUUUUCGAUGUCAGCCAGUCGACUAUUCGGAAUCGCCUCUCGCGAUGAGAAUGGCAAACACGUGUUGGUGGUAUUACUUCAGCAAGUUCACCGAAUUUUUUGACACGUUAUUCUUUAUCAUGAGGAAAAAGACCCAGCAAGUUUCUACACUCCAUGUUAUACAUCACGGUAUAAUGCCGUUUUCAGUUUGGAUGGGAGUGAAGUUUGCGCCAGGUGGACACAGCACGUUUUUCGCUCUUCUAAACACUUUUGUGCACAUCGUCAUGUACUUUUAUUACAUGAUUGCCGCCAUGGGACCCGAAUAUCAAAAGUACAUUUGGUGGAAAAAAUAUCUUACGACUUUCCAAAUGAUGCAAUUUGUGGCGAUAUUUGGACACCAGUUCCAACUUUUAUUCACCGAGUGCGAUUAUCCCCGUAGUUUUAUGGUCUGGAUCGGUCUUCACGGUGUUUUGUUCCUGGGUCUGUUCUCCGAUUUUUACAAGACGAAAUAUGGUCCAGGUGAUUCGAAGAGUUCAUCGGAUCGUCGUAAACGAGUCAACGGUGGUGGUGGUGGUGGUGGUUUGUGUAUGUCUGUCUAUUCCAACGAUGAUAAUACGAAAACAACACAGAACGGUGUUUCGUCGUACGCGACGAUAUACAACAAGGAGUACAACAGCUGUUAUAGCAACGGUACGAAUAACGGAUACGUGGCGAACAACAAUACAGAAAAAAAGUUAGCUUAAUGAAAGGAGAGCUAGAACGGAAGAGGGUUAUUCGAUCAGUCGCGUUCGUCAAAGGACACAAGCGAAUGACAAAGCGGGUGGAGUGUUUGGUCUGCCAUGGGGAAAAAGUACGAGUGUACCAAAAAUGAACAAACAGAACAAAUUGUACACAAGUACGAAAAAAAAUUCAAACUUCAAUAAAUCUAGGAAGGUUGAGACUAGAAUAAUAACUAAAUGAGAGAGAUGAUGAAUAUGCAAGCUGGCAGAAUUGGUGGAGUACAUGGUACACGAAAGGAGUAACACGAAGAAGAAGAAAAGGGACAAGAUGAAAAGGAGGAAGGAAUGACGUGCCAGGAAAUCCUCCGUGAUGCCGCACGCAUACGAACGCACGAAUGCACUGAAAGUACUAUUGACGCUCGCGCGCACACACACACACUCGCAUACACAAAUACAAUCGCAUAACAGCGCUUCAAUCAAGGCCGACUCCGAAAUACGUACUUUAGAUUCAUGUAUCCUCCGUCUCAAUCAUGUACAGCAGAAGAUUAGUUCAGAGAGAGAGAGAGAGAGAGAGAGAGAGAGAGAGAGAGAGAGAGAGAGAGAGAGAGAGAGAGAGAGAGAGAGAGAGAGAGAGAGAGAGAGAGAGAGAGAGAGAGAGAGUGGGAAACAGAAAAUUAAAAAAACUGUGACACAAAUAUGCGUGUAUAUGUUCGUGUGUAUGCGUGCGUGUGCCACAGAAAAACUAUAUGUGCGCGAGAAAUGAUUUGCGUAUUUGUCUGUGUGUGCGAUACAAUUUUGACGUAAAGGAAGAGAGAGAGAGAGAGAGUUAUUUGGCGUAAAAAGAACAAAUCCGAAACAAUAAGAAACACAGAAAGCAAAAAGAGUAUAGUAUUUAUACCAUUUAGAUAAAAAGUUAUUUGCGACUGAACAUGUGAUUUUUUUAGGGUUGAACGGAACCCAUUUUUCUCAUUCGAAGCCCUAUUUUUGUUCGUCUUCCUCUUUUCGCAGUUUUCCUACCUUGUACUUUAUGCUCUUUCCGGGUGUAUCGUUAAGCCAGCACAAGGAAUCAGACUCCUCUCAAUAUUUCUUCUACUCUCACUCUUCGUUACCCCUCCUCACUCAUUGAUUCAUUAAUUCUGUUACCUAUUCUUUUCUUUCUCUUGAAGCUUUUCUCCUCCUUCCCCCCAAUUCUCUUCCUCAUCCUCCUCGCCUCUCAACUGUGUUCAAAACUGCGAUAUUUGUGUCUCACGAAAACGUUGCAAACGAACUCUGAUAUGUUAGGCAAAAAUAACAUCAACCGAGAGACGAUGCGACGUUUAAAUUUUUUUUUGUAAGCAUUUCUCGAUCGAAAAUGAAUCAAUAUGAAACAACGUAAUAUAGAUACAAGGUUACCGAUAUUUGAUCGUGGAAAUUGCUGGGACUAUUGGAGUGAACGAUAAAUUGGAAUCUUAAUGAAUAAUGUAACGUUGAUGUGUUGAAGAAAGUUUCAUCGCCGUGCGAUUCUUAAUGACGACGUUGACGCGAAAUCACCAUUGCAUUUUUCGAACUGGUUGUUUGUACGUUUUAUCAUUUGAUAGCAUAAGCUUCAUUAUUUCGAGCAACGAAACUAUGGUAUUGAAGUUUUCAUCGUUGCAAUGUAACACAAUUGUUUCCUCAUUUUUUUUAUUCCGAAUUUAUUUCGUUCGUGCAGAUUCAGCAUAUAAUGACUCACUUUUUUAUGGACAUUAUAACGGACUUGAGGCUGAAGCUGCAGAUUAUAUUCAAUAAUUAUUGAACUGUUCGGUUAAAACGAUCGGAAAAUAUCAUUUUUCAUUCACUUCAAUCAGGGAUGCGAAUUGAUGAAUGAAAAUUCAAUAGAUUGUUCAAAAACCUGGCAACAGAUGGCGCACAUUUUGAUACCAUGAUAGAAUAAAAAAACAAAUCUCUCCUGAGUUUACGAAUUCAAUGACGUCUCGUUGUUCUCUUCGCUUCCACUCGAUUCGAAUUAUUUUGCCUCGAAGUUCAACGGAGUUCACCAAUUACAGUCGUAUUUUACAGUCGUACACUACGUGAUGGGACCAACAGCUAACAAUUUGUGAGGCAAAAUUGUUAUAGGACCGAUCAACCAUGUUUCGGAGCUUCGUUAAAGGCUUAUGUACUCUUACGAAGAACAAAUUACUAUUAGAUAUUUGAAUUUUUUAAUCGUAUACUUUUUUUAUUAUGAUGAAACAAUUUUGAUUUGCUCACGAUCUGCAGCAAUAUUUUAAAAAAUAAUCCUCCGACCGAAACAUCAUUCAAACGUGAUCUAAUAGUGAUUCAGGGAAUAUGUGAUUACGCAGAUAUUUUUUGAAUCGAUUCUCAAAAAUACUUAUCGCAAAAAAAAAUAGCACAAAUUCCUAUUACUUUACGCCUUUAAAUGUGAACGAAUGUUUAUUUAAACACGAAUAAUGUUGAUCAGCUUGAAAAAUUUGACACAAAAAAAGUUCUCACUUAGGCUAGUCUUAUACUUCAUAACUGUAUGUAAUCCCUUAAAGUCGCCCGAUCAACACCAUUCUGCAAUGUCAGAAUCAAGAUGGUCUGUGAGUAACGACCGAAGCGAAUUUUUUUACAAUUUAUCACAGAGGCAAAUAUGAAAGAAAGUUAUUGAAACGUAGCUUUGUGACAUACACGUAAUUGAUCGAUAUGCAGGGAUGAUUUCGAAGACCAGGCCACUCGUUCUCCUUGCAUGUCGAUCACUAAAAAGACAAACAUUUAAUCCUGUAAGCAAGAUAUUGGAUUCUGCUUUUUGUUUUUUUUUUCAUGGGAGAGAGAGAGAGAGAGAGAGAGAGAGAGAGAGAGAGAGAAUACGGUUCAAAAUGUAAAGAUUGUGAAUCAUUCUUCGACCGAUUUCAUUCACAAAACUUCCUACACCCCGAGUAAAAGCGUACUGAUAAUUACGAGAUGAAAAAACAAAAAAGAAGAAAAUCAAGAAUGGAUAUACAUUGCGAAGUCAACCCGAUUUCAUGACCGCUCGAUAUUUGACAUUGUACAUUUGAGGACUGAACGGACCGUCGAGAAAAUGCUACAAAUGAAUAUACAUUAUGUUAAAUUAUUAUGUAUAAUAAUUGUUAUUAUUGUACUAUAAAAAUCUAUUCGUAAUUAUUUAAGAAUAAAAUACACUUUUUUUAUUAUUUCAUCCAUCA
This is a messenger RNA of Venturia canescens, 5831 nucleotides long. RefSeq names its product elongation of very long chain fatty acids protein AAEL008004. Lineage: Eukaryota; Metazoa; Arthropoda; Insecta; Hymenoptera; Ichneumonidae. The record is from RefSeq and is a predicted model, not a curated record. The transcript has 12 exons. Gene Ontology annotation, molecular function: fatty acid elongase activity. Gene Ontology annotation, biological process: fatty acid elongation, monounsaturated fatty acid; fatty acid elongation, polyunsaturated fatty acid; sphingolipid biosynthetic process. The coding region runs from base 1690 to 2694 and encodes 334 amino acids. Gene Ontology annotation, cellular component: endoplasmic reticulum membrane.